This is a messenger RNA of Cavenderia fasciculata, 2340 nucleotides long. RefSeq names its product putative membrane-anchored extracellular protein. Lineage: Eukaryota; Evosea; Eumycetozoa; Acytosteliales; Cavenderiaceae. The record is from RefSeq and is a predicted model, not a curated record. The coding region runs from base 1 to 2340 and encodes 779 amino acids. The transcript has 7 exons.
AUGAGAGAGAAGAGAGUGUGGUUGUUUCUCUAUCAAUCAUUUAUGAUAGCAACUUGUACCACCACUACUUUUAUAUCUUCAUCUUCAUCUUCAUCAUCAUCAUCAUCAACCAAUAACAAUACUCUAGUAACCAAUUUUUAUGUAUCAAACAAUAACAGUAGUAAUAGUAAUAAUAAUAAUGGUACAUGUUGUUGUGGGUUUGAUCUAUUAAAUACAUGUAGUGAUAUACAAAGUGCUUUGGAUUCAUUCUAUCAACAACCGAUGGCACAAACAUAUUCACAUCAAGAGUUGAUUGAUUUCCAAGUGACUAUUAUUUUGUUAACGGUAAACACGACUGCUGCUGGAUCAACAGCACCAACUAUUUAUAGUAGUCCGAGGAAUGGUAAUUUAACCAUUGAACAAAGAUUGGUCACCAUUACAACACAGUCACUAUCUGACAAGGUGGUGAUUGAUAUUGGCCCGUUUGCAGAGUUGCCAUGGUUUGCCACACUUACCAGUAGCUCUGGCCUGAGCUUGGUCGGUAUCACUUUUAGUGGUUCGUUGGCAACCCAAACGUUUUCCCGGUUAAUAGUGUAUGAGUCCCAUACGUUCAUCGCAGCCAGCUAUCUUGGAUUGGAGAGUUGCACGUUUGAAAACAUUUACCUUGGUGAUGCAAGUCUUAUAUACAUAUGGGCGCAAGUGGUCACUAUCACUGGUUGCACGUUAAACAACAUCACUUCACAUCAUCCCAACUACUUGAUCGACGUAUUGUACAGCACAUCGACAAUCACCAAUACCGAGAUGACCGAUAUCAACAUGACAUCGGGGGAUACGGCACCCUCUCUGAAUGACGCUGUCAUUGACCAAUCUUUCUUUGUCCAAAACACGGGACCAAAUAUUAUCAGUGCCAAUAGUCAGAUCGUAUUGUCAAUGAAUGGGACUGUGAUGCAGAAUAAUAGCGCAACGGCCAAUGGUGGAGCCAUCACGGCGUCACAUGCCACUAUUAAUCUCGACAGAGUAUCGAUUCUCAAUAAUGUCGCCAGGUUCUUUGGAGGUGGAAUCUAUGCCGAAUCGUCACUCAUCAAUAUUACGAGUUCGAUGGUAUUUGCAAACUCGGCCACGGAAAGUGGCGCCAUUGCUCUCGUGGCUGGCUCCACUUUGGUUCUAUCCAAUACUUCGAUACAACAAAACCGAGCGUCUCUAGAUGGUGGAUCUAUCACCUGUUUGUAUUCAUCGGUUCUCUUGGACACUGGUAAUCAGAUCAUCUUGAAUACCGCUAGCAAUGGGUUAGAGUAUGAUAACUUUGGAUGUACUUACCAAGCCAAUGGUCCAUCAUCAACGUGUGUCAUUGGAGGGACAAGUUGUCCGGCUAGAAAUAGUAGUAGUAGCAGCGAUGGCAGCACAAUACCUGGAGGUAAUAAUAGUGAUACAGAGGAUGACAGUAAUAGUUCUGAUAAUACAAAGAUUGUUAUUAUUGUCAUGGUGGUUGGGCUGAUAUUUAUCAUUGCAGUUAUAUUUAAAGUGGGGUACAGACAUAAUAAUAAUAAUAGUAAAGCAACUGUAUUGUUGUGGUUGAUCGUUGUGGUCGCAGUAGUAGAGCAUUGGGAUAUCAGUGUUGGGACCAAUGACAGUGCCGUUGGUGAUGUAAUAGUAGCUUUCGACAUUCUUGCACUUCUUGUCGUACACUUGGUAGUAGAUCGAGUUGGAGGGGAUCUUGGGGAGCACAGUCUCGUUGAGUGCGAUGUAUCUCCAGUCGGUCUCGUCAUACUUGCCUUCCGCGGAAUCGUAGGUACAGUCCCCAAAGUUGUAUACAAACUGGCUGGUUGGGUUGCCCGAGCAAUCAGCCUUCCACAACACAUCGAUGUACGUGUACAACAUGACGGCAGUAGAGUUCCAUGUUCUUCCGAAAUAGCUGCCUGGGAUAUCGGCCAAGUCAGCGUUGCCUGCACAUGUAUCCGAUUCUAUUCCAAAUCCAAAUCCACUAAUUACGCUACACUCAGUGUCCUAUAUAACAUACAUAUAUGUAUUGUUAGAUGUUUGGAAAGAAAUACUCAAGAGUUAAAAAUGAUCAAUAGAGAGAAGAGAAAAUGUAAAGGAUUGAUGUUGAUGGGUAAAUUCAUCAACAACCCAAAGACAGGAUGUGUAAUCACAAAAGUAAGUAGUCGUAAAUCAAUCUCUCAACUCGGUUCAUUCAAGGCCUCAUCCGUCCAAAACCAAUCAUUCAACAGCAACUCCAUCAUGACUGGUCAAUCUGCCAUCAAGUCUGCCUCACUUGUCAACUUGUGUGUUGAUAACCUCCACUUGAAUGCCCUUAAUCUCGUCGUACUCGAUGUCGACCACCUCUCCCUCAAUGCUCUCUAA